Cyprinus carpio (common carp) is the source of this 1505-nucleotide messenger RNA. RefSeq lists its product as uncharacterized. NCBI's taxonomy places the organism in Eukaryota, Metazoa, Chordata, Actinopteri, Cypriniformes, Cyprinidae. The record is from RefSeq and is a predicted model, not a curated record.
UCGCAAAGCACUAUAGGAAACCACGAGAUUGAACAGUAGAACAGAGACAGAACGCGGCAGUUUCCUUACCUUUUUAUCGUAAACAGAGCUUUAUAUGCCAUUAACCGACGACAAGGAUGGACGAAUUAAUCUUUUUUCUGAGGGAAAGGAAUAUUCCAGAAACCACCAUAAAAAGGCUGGAGGACGACAAGAUUGAUGUCAGUGUCCUACUGCUAAUGACUGAUGACCAGAUGAGAAGCUAUUUUCCUUCAUAUGGAGACAGACUCGCAGUGAUGGGGUUUUGCAGGAGGCAAGAAAGUGAGCCAACUUGCAGGAAGUCAAAGCUGUUUGAGCGCCUCAAAUCAAAAUUGAGCAAAAGACAAAAAACUGACAGUUCACAAACUGAAACCCAAACAACUAGAAAAAACAAUUCUCAGCGUACUGUAAGAAAAGUUGAGAUUGGGUGGAUGCACUAUGAUGGGCAGGGCUUUGUUCAAAUGAGAGCAAAAAAAGGAGGGGGAACAAGGAAGUUGAGUGUGCCAAAAGACUGGAAAAGGGACGAACUGAUGGAGGAGGCAAUUCGUUUGUUUUUCCCAAAUGGAAAAAAUUCUCAUGGGAGUAUUUCUGAGUUUGAAUUGGAUCUAACAAAUUAUCAGGAAGUGUCACUAGAUAAAGAAAGUACAGUGGGGGAAAUGUAUAAUGCAUCCAAGCUCACAAUGAUGAGGUUCUACCUGACAACAAAAAAGGUGGAGAGGGAAGAGGAAACAGAAAGUGAAGUGGAAAUAUCAGACACAAUGGACGACUUACACAGUAAUAACCAGGAUCAAAGUCUUCCCACUUUUAGCAGAAUGAAUGACUUCUUUCAAGCUUCAGACACGGAUGUAAUUUUUGUGGAAAGUCCAGGCAAUGAUGCUGUAUCUCUCUUGCAUUCCACCGAGGAUCUGAAUGUUGCAGAUGAUGAUCUGAAUGUUCCUUUUCAAAGUUCUUCAAUGACCUUACCAGAUUACUCAGAUACAAGCGAUGUAGUGACAGUAUUCACUGGUGACAUCACUGGGAUAGAUGGACAAAACUUAGAUGACACUUUGCCUCUGAGCCCAGAACCCAUUGUUCCACACAAAAAAAUUCUUGUUGUUCAUCGCGGACAGAUAUUUUCUGAACUUAUUGCACAUUUCUGUGAUGAAACCCUUCCACAUACACAGAGUGAAGUAGAAGUGAAGUUGCUCCUCCCAAAUGGACAGUUUGAGAUGGGCCAUGAUGUUGGUGGAGUGUUCAGGGAUUGCCUAUCAGAGUUUUGGCAGGAAUUCUAUGAUCAAUGCACGCUGGGGAACAAUUUUAAAGUUCCCUUUCUUCGACAUGAUUUUGGCAAAGAAAAGUGGGAAAGUGUAGCCCGGAUAAUUCUGUUCGGCUGGAAUAAAGAGAAAUAUCUCCCAAUAAAACUUGCACCUGCAAUCUUGCAGCAAGCAAUAAAAGGAUCUGUAAAAAGUGAUCUGAUUGAGAACUUGUUUGAAAUAUGUCUCAGAAAAUGA